UUUAACGUUGCGGUAAUCCGGUUCAGACGUGACAAGUGCGGCCGACGAGACCUGAAACUCACCAGUGAUAUUUCUGCCCCGUGUGCUCUAAAAAAGCCCUCCAUUGUUCGCCCGCUGCUCCUCCCCACCGACCCGGACGCGUGUGGGUGAUGCCCCCGUGGACCGGUAUGUUGCCGCGGCGAGGAGCUUCGGCCCAGCGGGGGAUAGUGUUCCUUUGUAAGCUAACGUUAACUAGUUGUGGGACCCGUCGGUCGGUAACCGUUGGUGAUGUUGCGCGGCGCUGGAUGAGCAGCGAGGAGUAGGUCGUGGUCCUCACUCGCAAAAGAAAAGAAAAAGGGCCAAGGACGAGCAUUUCCACUGAGCCCGGGGGACCGGGACACCUCCGGUGGGAGCCAGGAGAGCCCCCCCCCCCCGACGCUGCUGGUAGGACACCGGGUUGUUGGAGGCAGUUAGGCUGCCCCACGCUGCCCCCACCAAUUCCUGUUGACUGAGACCCAGCCAGCUUUCACGGUGGAAACGAGAAGAAGAGCAAAGAUGAACGCUUUGCGGGGGGGCGCGGUCACCUGGCGUCCCCAGCCGUGGCAGGACGGGGAGGGCGGAGGAGGAGAACCUCUGUCGGACAGCGACUCGGAGGAGGAGGACUUCCCCGACGACAGCACCACACCGCUGGGAGACUACAUCACACACGGACUGAAGCAGCUCCUGGAUGCUCAGCAGCUGUGUGAUGUGACUCUACUUGUGGAGGGAAAGAAGUUCAUGUGUCACAGAGUCCUCUUGGCAGCAGUGAGCCCGUACUUCCGGGCCAUGUUCACCAGCCCUCUGGUAGAGUCCCGCCUUACUGAGAUCCGACUGGAGGAAGUGACGCCGUCCGUCAUGGAGACCGUCAUCCAGUUUGUGUACACCGGGGAGGCGGGGCUCUCCCUGGACACAGCCGAGGAUCUGUUUGUGGCCGCUAACCGGCUCCAGGUCAUGCCCCUCCAAGACCUGUGCUCCAGGUUUCUAUUCGAGCACCUGUCGGUGGAUAACUGCCUCGGGAUGUACUCUCUGGCCCGCUCCCACCACGACCAGCUGCUGCUGCGGGCGUCUCUGCGGCUGGUGGCCCAGCACUUCCCCCGGGUGGCCCGGCAGAAAGACUUCCUCCUGCUCGACCACGGCACCCUGGGCAGCCUCCUGAGCUCCGACCGCCUGGGGGUGGACUCCGAAGCCGAGGUCUACGACGCGGCGCGGCGCUGGGCGGAGCAUCAGCCCCUGCAUCGCUACGCCCACAUGCCGGCGCUGCUCCACCACCUGCGGCCGGGGCUGCUGUCCCAAGAAGAGAGCCGAAGACUCUGCCAGGAGCUGGGGCCCGCCGCAGCCGGGGAGGGCCUCGGGGGCCCUCUGAGGCCGCGGGAGGGCAUGUUCGAGAAGAAGAUAGUCUGCGUGGAUCUGACGCCGCGGGAGGAGGAUAAUUUAGCUGCGAAGGACUACACGGUGGACUGCUUUGACCCCCGGACAGGGAAGUGGGAGAAGUUGGCGGCGCUGGGUUCACUGGUCAGUCCCGGCUGCACGGCUGUCGGCGACCGGCUGUUUGUGGCGGGCGGGAUCCUGCGGACGGGCUCCGUGUCUGCGGCUGUGCACGAGUACGACGCGGUGUUGGACCGCUGGAUAGAGCGGCCCUCCAUGGUGCAGCCGCGGGCCAUGCUGGGCCUGCUGGGCUGUGGGGAGUCGGUCUUCGCCCUGGGGGGCAGUAACCGCUCGGCCCUGCUGGACUCCACGGAGACCCUGGAGCUCGCCACGCUCCAGUGGGCCCCGGGGCCCCGGUUACCGCUGCCUCUGCGCGCCUUCGCCUGCGCGGCGUUACGCGGGCGCCUCUACCUUCUGGGUGGGACCACGCUCGAACAGAACCGCGCCGUGGUCCACUCGGGGGUGCUGAUUUAUCACACCCUGACCGACUGCUGGACACGAGUGGCUCUGGACUCCGGCGCCACUUGUCUGGCCGGAGGGGUAGCGGUGCGAGGAGGAGUGUGCGCCAUCGGGGGAUACUUGAGAGAUACGACCAAGUUCCUGGACGGAAACUACACCAAUCUGGAGACUUUAGACGCCACCGGGCGUGUGCAGUUUUUCAGAGAGGGGAGGGGGUCCGGGGCGGAGAGGGAGGUGACCGGGGGCGGGGUGAUGGUCACCGCCGACCAGCGGGGCGGGGCGGGUGGCGGGAGCGACCGGGCGCCGAGCCCCGUGCUGUUUCCCGGGCUGCCGCGGCGGAUCGCGGCGGGGGGCGUGGCCAGGUGGAAGCGCAGGAUUUACGUGCUGGGCGGGGAAAACGGCUCGCGGUUCUAUGACAGCGUGUACUGCUGGAAGCCCGGCUGGCGCAGCUGGGUGCAGAGACGUGAGAAACUCCCUGGGGACACCGGCGGCGUGAGCCAGUUUGGGUGCACCACUUUAAAGUUCCCCAAGAAACACAUCCUGUCCAGACUGAGACUCGCCAAAGAGAACUGCAAGAAGGCGGCCGACUAGGUUCACGGGGACCAGCGCGCCCGAAGGUCCUGGCCGGCGUUCAUGUGACGGGGGGCGGGGGCGGCGAGCUCCAACCUCCAGCCUUAGAGCGAGUUGGUUCGCCAGGAAGUGACCGUUUUUUACCAUCUGAGAGAAGCCCGGAGGACGACGGACUGGAUGCAGAUCGUAUCUAACGUGUCACGGGAAGAGCGAAGAAAAAGCCAGAAACUGGUUAGAAAUCAGGAAACACGCACCCGAAUGUGACCAAUCCACUAAUUAUGGUGGAGUGCUUUUUAGGUUAUUGUUUUCUUUAAGUGUAAUAUUAUUUUUAGCUCUUUUGCUGGCGUAUUUUUUAAAAUUUUAAGGCUGUUUUUAAAAACCUGUUUCAAUGCUGUGAAUUUUCCAGCAGCGUUUAGUUUGGACACGAGGAUACCGGCACAUCUCUGACCCUGCCGUGUUCCACUUCCUGUCCCGUGUGGGCCUCAGAAGCCUUUUCAAUGCCGCUCUUAAGCGCUGUAGAAGACAUGGUGGUCUCUCCCUGACCGAGGACUUCCCGCGUUAUUCUCUCAUGCCUCCAACAGGUGGAACACAGCAGCGCAUGAAAUGUGCAGAUGUAGCUGGAUGACGCACAAAAAAAUGGAGGCCGGCGAACGGAGCAUCUUGCAUAUUACUAUAUAUGACGAGGUGUGCUUUAAGCACCCUGUCUGAAGGGUGUGCUGCAGAUACAAAGCUGCCCCGCGGCCUCCUGGUGUCUAAACUACCGCUCCUGAACCUUCAAGCCGGGCCGAAGGCCGUCUUUACUUGAUUCAGCAGCCGUGUCCGAACCUUUGGUCCGAGUUGCUGCAGCCGCGUGAAUGUGUUCUGUGUGGCGGUUAUCUGAACACGUAAGCACUGCACCUAAUUUAUUCAAAUGAAUUCAAAGGUUUUUGUUGGGUUUUUGAACAUGGUAGCUGUUUGCCUUGCCUUGAUGUCACACUGAGCGUAGGGGGGGGUGACUUUUUCUGUGUUUUUUUUAAGUAACUUACAUUUUUUAAUUCUGUCUUUCUAAAAGGUUGCAAAUGUAAGCACAUUGUUUUGCUGUGAGCCGCAAUGUUUCCUUCGGUUUCUCUCUCUCUAUACUAUUUAUUUAUUCACUGAAAAUGUCGUCUUUUCUACAUUCUACGCGUGUCGUCCUCAGAUUGACAAACCAACCGGGGCCGGAAGCUCUGUGGAUGUUCUGACUGCUUCACAGAGGCUCCAACUCGUGAAACCCGAAAUAAAAAUGAAUUGGUUUCAAUUACUAAAA
Gasterosteus aculeatus aculeatus (three-spined stickleback) is the source of this 3757-nucleotide messenger RNA. Its product is annotated as kelch repeat and BTB domain-containing protein 8. Gene Ontology annotation, molecular function: protein binding. Lineage: Eukaryota; Metazoa; Chordata; Actinopteri; Perciformes; Gasterosteidae. The record is from RefSeq and is a predicted model, not a curated record.